AUGGAUUCAGCUAAUCAUAUCCACGUAAACGCUUUACGCACCACCACGGGUGAGACACCCACCGGACGGAAUACACUCAACACAUCUUCUCGUCUAUUUGAGAUCGCUCUCCAGGCGACUGUGGCCAACGCAGAUGCAGCUCGCGAAGAGAGUGAACAAAGUGGUUCAGGGAUUCAGCACAAACGUCCCUCGACUUAUGCAAGUCAGACGCGUUCGGUACAUUUGACCCCACAACAGUGGCAACUAUUAAACGAUUACCAUGAACACGAGUUAUUCAUUCGGACUCGUAGUUGGGGGUUUUGUGUGGCCAUAUUCGGGGUCGGUUUAGCUCUGUUUGGUUGUGGAAGUCCAGCGUGGAAAUGGAUCGGCAACGGUAUAUCAACGGCAAGUUCAUUGGUGUUAUACCCAAUUUCAGCAAGUGCCUGUAUUCGCAACCUGAUCAGUGAUGGAGUGAUAAAACUCCCCGGUUGGUCCUCUUCCCAAGAACCAGACAAUCUGGAUGCAAUGCAACGCUACGCGUAUACUUAUUAUCUGACUUGGAUUGCCGCUGUUUUCUUUAUGAGUUCAUUUUUUUGUAUGAACUUAGACCUACUGAUCCAAUCGUUUGUCAAACCAGUGCCUUUUCUUUCGGCCUUGGCAAAUUACUUAUACUGUAGUUUUCGAAGGCGUUCCCGACACCGUUCACGGACAAGUCGAGCCCGAUCAAUUUCUGCUGUGAGCAGCACAAAUCCGCGCGCGGGAACACAACUGUCCACAAGUCCCACAAACCCGAGCAUGGGAGCACACAAAGCUCCCGAUGCUCCAAACGAAUCUCAUCCAACACGAGCAAACCCAAUUCCAGAAAUUCUGCUAAGCAGUUACGAUGAGGAAGCCUCUAUUGAGGGCCAGCCUAUCGACAUGGAAUCAAGCAAGCAUUCGAAACGAAUAUCUCGGACAUCGCACAGUGAAGAGGACAUUCAUGGGACUGGUGAGGAAGGAGACGAAGAAGACGAUGAGGAUGGAGAUGACGAUGAUGCGGAUGGGGAGUGGAUUUAA
This is a messenger RNA of Echinostoma caproni, 1035 nucleotides long. NCBI's taxonomy places the organism in Eukaryota, Metazoa, Platyhelminthes, Trematoda, Plagiorchiida, Echinostomatidae. The record is from the annotation of a GenBank genome assembly.